AUGUUGUUGCAGACAAAGUUGACAAGAAUCGACAACUGGUGUGCACCAAUGGCCCGAUCUUUCGGCCCGCAGGUAGCACCAUUGUGGUCUACGAUUGCGCGCUCUAUCCGAGGGGUACACUCACCGAUGACCAAGUACGGCGUACCUUCCGUGUUGAUGGCUAUCGAUGGGGCAACUCGAAGGGCGUCCACAAUCUCAGCAACGGGCUCCAGAAGCGGUACAACCUCCUCUACUGCAGGAACAACCCGCACGGCGACGACAGAUUCGUCUCAGUUCUGCCUCCAUCUGUCCGGUGAUAGUCGUGCGGAGUGGCUACUGUUUGCUCAUGCGAUUGACUUCAGGCGCUGCGAAUAUUCGCGCGAGCCAUGCGGUUUGGUGCUGUUCCAUUAUAUCGGCGAUCACAUAAUAGGCGCUGAAGUGUCGGACAGCACUCCCCACGGUAAUGCCAAAAGGACCAGCCAGCCGUUUCUUCGCACUCUGCCGAUCAUACUGCAGGAGGUGAAGGAGCAGACAAUCGUGAGCUCAAAUGCUGUGGAGGUAAAUUUUUUUGCUAAGCUUCUCGAAAUGUUCUGCGCAAUGGCAUAUCGUGAAAGCAACUGCCUGUCGCCCGCAUUUUCCGCGCAGAAGAAGGGAAGAAUGCGAAAGGCCGAGUCAAGUGGUGCAAAUACAAGCCGAGCGUCUCCCAGACUUUGCUAG
Gongylonema pulchrum is the source of this 696-nucleotide messenger RNA. The record is from the annotation of a GenBank genome assembly. NCBI's taxonomy places the organism in Eukaryota, Metazoa, Nematoda, Chromadorea, Rhabditida, Gongylonematidae.